CUAGCGCUUUAGCAAAGUCUCUCUCAUUUCCUCUCUCUCAAUGUCAACUUCAUAAACAUCUUCGCAGCCUGCUCUUCUUUCUUCUUCUUGGGUUCCAUUCUUUAUCAGAUUGAAGACGCGAGGGAGAGAGGAAAAGAAAAGCCACAGAAAUGACAGCGAUGGAUAUGACGAUGGUCUUGUCUGGAGAUGAUCAAAAGAAUGUUGUUCCGCCGUGGUUGAGGCCGAUCGCGAGCAUCAAGCUCUAUGACUUGUGCAAGAAUCAUUCCUCCAGAGAGUGCAAUUUCUACUGUAGAGUCUGCAUGGUCGCUCUGUGCAAAGAGUGCAAGAAGCAACAUGAUCUUUCCGAGCACGAGAUCAUAAAGGCAUAUAAAGUUGCCAAAGUGGCAUCCUUCAGAAUGGAGGAUUUGGAGCCGUUUUGGGAUAUUUUCGAUAUUUGUCCGUACAAUCAAAAUGGGUGGCUUGUUGCGGUCAUAUAUAAAAAGGGAGAUGGGAUCACUCGCUCUCGUGACCAGACCGAUGCUGCGGAGUGCGAAUCAUGCCACUACCGGCUCAAGUCGUCGGGCUCCAAAUACUGCUCCGUGGAGUGCAAGGUCGAAGCCGUGAUGAAGAUCAAUGAAAGUGGAAAUAUGAAGAACGAAGCGAAGAGAACGGUAGAGACCAUACCAGAGGGGAGUGCUAGCAAUGUCCAGUCAUUCAGGAAACGACCAAGAAAGCAGACAAGCCCGCAGAGAGCUCCAUUUUAUUAGCCGAAGAUUGGUUAUUGGCAAACUUGGUGAAAAUCGGGGUGGGCUACUUUGUUUUGGUACAUGAUGGCUAAUUUUACCUUUAGUUGUUUUGGUGCAUUCUCGAUGGAGCUCAGUGGAACUUUAGUUUUUCUGUUUUUGGUAUUGGAUCCACCACGAAUGUAGGGAAAUAAGCUCCAUUUUGCUUGACUCUGCUAUGAAGUAUAUCGAUGCAACAAUAAUCUCUCGUUC
Messenger RNA from Rhodamnia argentea, 974 nucleotides. RefSeq lists its product as uncharacterized. The transcript is spliced from 3 exons. NCBI's taxonomy places the organism in Eukaryota, Viridiplantae, Streptophyta, Magnoliopsida, Myrtales, Myrtaceae. Gene Ontology annotation, molecular function: zinc ion binding. The record is from RefSeq and is a predicted model, not a curated record. The coding region runs from base 150 to 746 and encodes 198 amino acids.